AUACACGAUAGUGAUAAUGUAAGCAAUGUCAUAUUCACAUCUAAAGUCUUUAGUUAGAUCAGUGAUAUAGUAAGAAAAAUUUAUACAUAGAAUUAAAUUAUAAACAAACUUAAAAAAUAAAAAAUUUUACUAUUUUAAAUUAAGUACAUUAUUUUUUUUAUUAAGAUUAUCGGUAAUAACGUUCUACAAAUCUGUACAAAUUUUUUAGUAACAAAAUUAACCUCAAAUUGAUAGUCAUUUAUACGUAAGUAUUGAGCGUAAGUAUUAAUAAAAAGCAAAUUAUUUUAAAUAAAGAGUAUAUAUAUUGAGAUAUAAUUACUUCUCUUAAUGUCAUUAAAGUCUUAUUGUAUUUAUGCAUUAUAUUGUCUUUUUUUAUUGUAACGUUAUAGAAAUCUUAUAAAUAUCAAAUAUGUCUCAAAAAAUGGAUUUAAAAGCUGUAGUUGUUUCUGGAGAAGCUCCAGAGUCCGAUGACGAUGCGACAAACAUUGUCACAGGUUUAGGAUUUCCUACUACACGAACACCAUCAACUUACUGUGGUACCAUUAUCUCAGGCGAAGCACCAGAGUCAGAUGAUGAUCUGACAAGUUUGAGUAGUGUUAGUGGAGCAGUAGAUGCCAUGGCUUGCCCACCUUAUACAGAUCUUAAGAUACCAAAAUCUAAGAAAAGUUCUAUCAAGUACAAUAGUUUGCUUCAUAAAAAAUUACACGAAUGUAAUGAAACCUUGGAUAGAGAUAUUCUGCAAAUGACCGAAGGCGCGAUCACGACCAGCGUGCAAGAAUUGUCAGCUGUUAAUCGACAGUUGCUGAGAAGUGAACUGGUGUUACAAGAGGCUGUGUAUCAAUUACGCAACGCGUCCAGCCGAGUGAAGGACGCUUCCAAUGCUCUACAUCAACUCGUAAACGACAAUUUCUUGCAUUCCGUUAAAACUUAACCGUUAAACUUAUUAAGUGCGUCUCUAUUCUUAAGAUAUACAUGUAGCAAUGAGUAACAGGUAUGUGCUUAGUUAUAUAUAAUGCCAUCAUCAUGGUACCGCGCAUUAGAUGCGGGUGUUGAAAAAAAUGCAAGUUCCUCUUUGAGAUCGGGGACAUUGUUGAGCAUUAAUCGAUCUUCCAUUUAACUGGCAGUACUAUUUAAUGUGUCCUUAUACUUUCCAAUGCGUCGUCUCGCGUUUGUUUCGAGAAUAGUAUCAAUCACAUCAAUUCAUUAUAAACUAAUAUCCUAAGAUCGAUCUGCGAAAUCAAAUUGCGCCUGAUAUUUAAAAAUACAUACAGUAAAAUAGUUUGAUACUUCGGCUGUCUCGCCGGCUUUUUCACUUCUGUAAAUUUCAAUCAAAGCGGCGGUACGAGUUCUAAUACAAAUAUGUAUAAUGCGUGUACUAAUAUUAUUAGUGCGCAAGAGUCGUACGUGUGAUAAUUAUAUUACGAUAUAUAUAUUAAAGAAGGUCACGAUAUUGAUACAGGACAUUUCUGCGGAGAGUAGACAUACACUUUCAUUACGGUUUUAGAAAAUGUAUCGUAACUGUAUUCUGUAUUAUAUACUUUGAUUUCGUGACUUUCGCGGAAUAUAUAAUGUAAAUACAUUGCUCGUUUAUUGAUUAUAUAA
Messenger RNA from Monomorium pharaonis (pharaoh ant), 1602 nucleotides. RefSeq lists its product as uncharacterized. Gene Ontology annotation, cellular component: BLOC-1 complex. The coding region runs from base 410 to 931 and encodes 173 amino acids. The record is from RefSeq and is a predicted model, not a curated record. The transcript has 4 exons. Lineage: Eukaryota; Metazoa; Arthropoda; Insecta; Hymenoptera; Formicidae.